This is a messenger RNA of Corythoichthys intestinalis (scribbled pipefish), 2430 nucleotides long. It is a transcript of the gene tigara, whose product is annotated as TP53 induced glycolysis regulatory phosphatase a. The record is from RefSeq and is a predicted model, not a curated record. Gene Ontology annotation, biological process: negative regulation of glycolytic process; regulation of pentose-phosphate shunt. The transcript has 6 exons. Lineage: Eukaryota; Metazoa; Chordata; Actinopteri; Syngnathiformes; Syngnathidae. Gene Ontology annotation, molecular function: fructose-2,6-bisphosphate 2-phosphatase activity. Gene Ontology annotation, cellular component: cytosol. The coding region runs from base 77 to 844 and encodes 255 amino acids.
UUUUUUUUAAAUUAUUUUAUUUAUUUAUUUUAACACUCGACAUGUUUCUUCCGUCAUAAGAAGCAGCUCCUGACACAUGCGGGCAGCAGCGCGCAUUGUGACGAUCCAGGAAAUGGAGGUGUUAACGUUCGGGCUGACAUUUGUUCGACAUGGAGAAACCCAGUACAAUAAAGAAGGCCUGCUACAAGGCCAGGCCAUAGACUGCCCACUGUCUGAGGUUGGACUGCAACAGGCUGAGGCAGCAGGUCGCUACCUGAAAGAUGUCAAGUUCUCCAACCUGUUUGUCAGUGACAUGCUGAGAGCGCGACAGACUGCUGAAACCAUUGUGAAGCACAAUAGUAGUUGUGCUGGUCUACAGCUGAUCUGUGACCCUCUACUUAAGGAGAAGAGCUUUGGGAUAGCCGAGGGGAAGCGAUUACAAGAUGCAAAAGAUAUGGCCAAGGCCGCUGGUCAGUCAUUGGCUGUCUUCACUCCUCCGCAAGGAGAAACUCCAGAGCAGGUCAAGCAGCGCGUCAAAGAUUUUUGGCUCAAAAUGGUCCAACAAGUCGGAUGCGAACACUGGCCGGAGAGAGGCCAAGACGAGCGUUCUUCAGCGGACGAGCUUCCAGUCCACGCCUUGGUGGUCACCCACGGGGCCUACUUGUGUGUGACCAUGCGUUACUUGGUGGACGAUUUAAUGUGCCCUGUGCCCGAGGGCUGUAGCAGAGCAGGCAUGUUCUCUCUGAGUCCUAACGCGGGUGUCAGUCGCUUUGUGCUCACCUUGACCAAAGAGGCCGACCAGACUUUUAAAGUGUUAAGUAUUCGGUGCUUGUUUGUCAACAGAGGAGAUCAUGUGCAAAUAUAGUCGAUGGCUAUGGCGUAAGAACACGGUCAAAGACAUGAAUGACUAUGCAUUUGUAAUUAUAUUAUGCUGUCAUUGCUUGAGUCUGGGUGUCAAGAUGGCAACUGAAAUCUGAACACAAUGCCAAUAUGUACUCGCAUUCAAAAAUUUUGAACAAAAAAAUCUUAUAUUCACAAAAACUACUACUGACCUAUUUUUUUCUCCAACUCAAAUAUUGACAGCAUAAUAUAAAUGCCCUUUUAUGCAUAUAUCUUUUGGACAGCACUCUAUAAAUAGUCACAUGAUAUCUUGACACUAAAUUGAUACAUGGUGUGAAAAUUACAAUUUAGUAAUACCGUUAUGGCUCAUCCCUUUUGACUGGGAGGGUUGGCAGUUAUCUUAACCAUUUAAUGCAGUAUGGACAUUAAUGACAUCAGUGGCACUGAAACAUGAUCAUCCACAGCACUUGACAUGUAUAAGCACCAUAAUUCAUACCGCAAAUGUCAUUGUGAAAUGAGACUCUCUUCCUCUUGAAUAAGUUACAUCCAUCAUCUGCCGCUUAAUGAAUAAAUAUACCUUAAUGUAUGGCUUGGUGUCUGGCACCUGACGUGAAUGGCAGCAUGCGCACUGUCUGAUCCAGAUACUGUAGAUUUAAACUGAUUUAAUUUUUUUUUUUUUUUUAGCCAACAAUUUUUUAAAAUAAACAAUUGCUAAUAAAGAUGGAUUUUCAAUCCGCAAGACAAACAUUACCACAUCUUCGCUCAGGUUUAAAGUUUAACUGACGAAAGGAGGUUAAAGGACAACUACGUGCUGAAUGAAACUUUUUUUUUUUUUUUUUUUUUUUUUUAAUAGAUGUCAAAGGGUUGUCUUGUUUAGUUCUUCUAGCCAAGAACUCUGGAAUGAAAUGGAGAAAAACCUAUAGGCAUAAUAUUUGCAACACAACGCUUAAUUUUUUUGAUAGUUUUAGUAACAUCUGAAAGGUGCCUUCCUACUAAUAAAAAAAAUGAAACAAUAGAAAUACUUUUGUUUCAAAAAUUUAUUUACAAAAAAUUAUCGGUGUGUUAACAGCAAGCACCCAUCAAAGGAUGAUGGGUUGUCUUGGCUUGAUAUAUUGUCACGCGAUGAGCGUGGUUCUGAUGAACUACAACUCUUCUGAUGGUCUAAUCAGCCGCGUCAUCAUUUCUAUCUUUGAAUCUAAAUGAUCAAAAGAGAGAUCUUUGUGGCACUCUUGAAACAUUGAUGAGCGGCAGCAACAUUUCAACUGCCAGAUAUACAGAGCAUCACCAUUUUCUCAUCUCCCUUCCUCUUGUUCUGACUGAAUGCAAAAGAGAUCCAAUGCUGUCAUUCAAUGGCCGUACCUCAUCAUUCUAGUACCCGGUAUACAUUAAAAAAAAUAAUAAUUACCGGUAAAUGAUAAUGUUGGAUCUCCAAAUUUGCAUUGGAGUUCAUUCAUUUGUACCUCACUUUCACUGAAAGAGUUUAAAAAAAACAAAAACAAACAAACAAAAAAAAAAAAACAAUAGGCCUACUAGACUAAAAGAUUUGGAACUUUUAUCCAUGCAACGGAUUAUUCCAUUAUUUACGACAUGAACAAUAGUUUUGACAAGAGU